AUGCAUUUCAACAUCUUUGUUGCUCUCAUUGGCCUAGUGGGUGCUGCAGUGGCAGCCCCUCAGCCCGAGGCCGAGCCCGAGAUGAUGCGACGAAGCGAAGAGGCUCAGGGUAAUGCACAAAAUGGCCAGAAUGGCCAGAAUGGUCAGUGGUGGGGACCUGGUGGUGGUUAUGGAUGGGGAUGGGGACACCCUGGCUGGGGAUACGGUGGUGGUUGGGGACACGGUGGUGGUUGGGGACAUGGUGGUGGCUGGCACUAG
Molecule: messenger RNA, 258 nt
Organism: Penicillium longicatenatum
Lineage: Eukaryota; Fungi; Ascomycota; Eurotiomycetes; Eurotiales; Aspergillaceae
Exons: 2
Coding region: 1-258 (85 amino acids)
Source: RefSeq, a predicted model, not a curated record